AUGACGAGGUUUGCGGCGCCGUCACCGACUUUGGGAAAACGUUUUUGCAAAGAGACGCAAGACACAGCAGCGUCCGGUCAGAAAAAGGAGGUGACAUCGACUGUGGCGAAGAAAGAGGUAUAUGGUGGGGGGCCAUUUCUCCCAUACAACACUUUGAAGCAGGGAGUGCGGGUGUCGUUGCCGCGAGCGGUAGGGCCUGCCGUGAACCUCAACAACGUUGUGGUUGAAGAAAAACGCCACGCACUGCUCUUCGACCCAGAAUCUGUAACACAGGGAAAUAAGGGCUCUAAGGGUGGCAAAAGGGAGAAAGCCAAAGCUACGAAGAAUAAAUAUGCUGGUAAAGUGAGUAUAUUGUUCGGCACACCGCCAAGGAAGGGGAAGGAGAAGCUGCGGUCAAAGGUAUCCAAAACGAAACUCAGCAGGGCUACACUUUGCGAAUCCAUUGAUGCGAAUGUAACAGCGGAACAGGACGAAGUUGACCAUCGCAGCAGCAGCAACAACAAAAGCACUGAACCUUUGCUGCAUCGGAAAGCAUCGGAAAUUAAAAACACAUCUGGUGUGAUGCUCAUUAUGACACAUGAUAUCUCCGAGCUCCAGAUGGAUGGGGUGUGCCAUGGAAAAGCAUCUGCGCAUGUCACGCCUUUGCGUGUUUUACCUGGCUCUGCUGACCACUUAGGGGACAUUACUAGUCGUAGUGAUGGAUAUCUGCAUAACAAAAACGCCUCGGGUGAUAGUUGCCACAUGACUGAGAACACUUUUGCUAUGAAGGAGGAGGAUACACCGGAGAAGCCACUCUCAAUGCGGUACUCCGUUAUGCCCCCCCUAACCGUUCCGAGGAAUGGACGAAAGCAUUGCGCGGAACAGCAGGAUAUGGCGUCAAAAUAUUCCCCUACCGCUACGUCGCGUGCACCAUCCGCACCUUCUGUAAGUUUGGGCUCUGGAGUUCCAUCGGCUGCCAAUUCAGAUGGGAAAACAGCUGCCAGGCGAAGUGCACAUUCGUCUCUUGAGGAAGCUUUAGGUGGAUUGCUGCCAAAUAACUUUUUGUACCCGACUCGACAACUUCUUACUCGAAGUUUGGCGUCAGUGGCUGAAAAGGAACGUACCGCGACAAUUGUUUUUGACCUUGAUGAAACAUUGUGUAACAAUCGUCAAAAUGGUCCAGCAAUACUUCGUCCUGGCGCUGUUGAGAUGUUGAGGCACCUUAGAUCUCUGUACCCCCAUCCGGUACUGCACACGGGUGAAACAUCAAUGGAGUCCAUCGUUACAAGGUCUUCCACACAGGGAGUGGCAAGUGGAAAAGGCGUCAGUACCAGAAAUGGUAGUGCAUCGGCAACUGAAACCUCACCAGAGGACGGUGUUAUGUUGCGACUGGAGAUAAUAAUCUGGACAGCAAGCGUAGAGGUGGUCGCUAGGCCUGUGAUUGCCCGCUUAGACCCUGACGGCACCAUUCUCGACGAUGUCAUUUAUCGUGAUGUGCGUUGGUACCGUGACGGCGGGUAUACGAAAGAUCUACGCCGUAUUGGACGUCAUCUGGAACGCAACAUUAUUGUGGAAAAUGCACCUCUGUGUGUUCGUAUGAAUCGACGCAAUGCCAUUCUUGUGAAUGACUUUGUCAACAAUCCAGCUGACCGGCAACUCGUCAUUGUCCGUGCCAUUUUGCAGGAAUGGCUUUGUAAUGUUAACACACUGCUAGUAUAUUGGAAUUUUUGUCAGGUUGAACAGAAGCGCCACCGUAUGAUACAAGAUGGCGGGGAGAGUCCUGAGCCUGACCAGCCUUUAAAUACUUCUCUUACUCGAGCGGAUUCAACAAAUAGCUUCGCUUUGAGAAGCAAGGCAGAGGCAUCUCUUGCUUCAUCCUCGUAUGACGGGGCCGCUGUAUUACAGGAGAUGGAGCAGAGGGCUUCCGCGAUUCACUUCCUCACGAAUCAUCCAUUUAUUUCACCGGGGACGCGAUACGUGAAGCCAUCGGCCUGGAAAAAGGCUGCGAGGUAUCUUAAUGGCGGCACUAGCGCCACCACAAUGACCAAAUCUUUGAUAGCAACACCAGCAGCGUUACCAGGAGGAAAUGCUGGGGGACGAAGCUUGCAGGAACAGUUACCUACCACUCUGGCUCGUCCAGUGGUUAUUGCGAAACCGCGGGGGCACCGCUCGUUUGUGAAUAUGGCGCGUGGGCCCCGUGAAGCACACCAGUGA
Molecule: messenger RNA, 2193 nt
Organism: Trypanosoma rangeli
Lineage: Eukaryota; Euglenozoa; Kinetoplastea; Trypanosomatida; Trypanosomatidae
Exons: 1
Coding region: 1-2193 (730 amino acids)
Molecular function (GO): phosphoprotein phosphatase activity
Source: RefSeq, a predicted model, not a curated record